Messenger RNA from Gekko japonicus, 2078 nucleotides. It is a transcript of the gene CSTF1, whose product is annotated as cleavage stimulation factor, 3' pre-RNA, subunit 1. Gene Ontology annotation, cellular component: mRNA cleavage stimulating factor complex. NCBI's taxonomy places the organism in Eukaryota, Metazoa, Chordata, Lepidosauria, Squamata, Gekkonidae. The record is from RefSeq and is a predicted model, not a curated record. Gene Ontology annotation, biological process: mRNA 3'-end processing. The coding region runs from base 1 to 1632 and encodes 543 amino acids. Gene Ontology annotation, molecular function: protein binding; RNA binding. The transcript has 7 exons.
AUGUCAAAUCGCCACAUGUCUCCAGCGUGUGAAAGGUGGCCGUUUCCGUGGGGCAUGAGUAACAUGGACUCCCCCACCAACGAACCUCGGCCAAUGCGACUGCCAUUUCUUGAGGCUGACCUGCGGCUGCAAUCGAUGUGCGGGGGCUCGAUGCAGCAGCCUGUUCGGCGCAGCCUCCCUCGGCCCAGGCUGCUACCGCCUCCUGCCGCCCAGCUCCCGUUGCCUCUGCCGGCCUAUCCCCCGAUCGAUGCUGUCGGGCCUCCAGCAGCCAUUUUAAGCGGGGAGAGACCCAGGCCAAGAGACGGACCGGCUGUUGGAAGACAACCUUUGCUCACAAUGUAUAGACCAAAAGUAAGCCUGAAGGACAGACAACAGCUUUACAAGCUCAUCAUUAGUCAAUUACUGUAUGAUGGAUACAUCAACAUUGCUAAUGGUUUGAUAAAUGAGGUAAAGCCACAGUCUGUCUGUGCACCAUCUGAGCAGCUGUUGCAUCUGAUUAAAUUGGGAAUGGAGAAUGAUGACAGUGCAGUUCAGUAUGCCAUUGGGCGCUCUGACACCGUCGCUCCAGGCACAGGCAUUGACUUGGAAUUUGAUGCAGAUGUACAGACUAUGUCCCCAGAGGCCUCUGAAUAUGAGACAUGUUAUGUCACAUCUCACAAAGGACCAUGUCGUGUAGCUACCUAUAGCAGAGAUGGACAGCUAAUAGCUACAGGAUCAGCUGACGCAUCAAUAAAGAUACUUGAUACAGAGAGAAUGUUGGCAAAGAGUGCUAUGCCUAUUGAGGUCAUGAUGAAUGAAACGGCACAGCAGAACAUGGAAAACCACCCUGUUAUUAGAACUCUUUAUGAUCACGUGGAUGAGGUGACAUGUUUAGCUUUUCAUCCAACCGAACAGAUCCUUGCCUCUGGAUCAAGGGAUUACACGCUUAAAUUGUUCGAUUAUUCAAAACCGUCUGCUAAAAGAGCCUUCAAAUAUAUCCAGGAAGCAGAAAUGCUACGUUCUAUCUCUUUCCAUCCUUCUGGAGACUUCAUACUUGUUGGUACCCAGCAUCCUACCUUGCGACUGUAUGACGUCAAUACUUUCCAGUGUUUUGUGUCUUGCAACCCUCAAGAUCAGCACACUGAUGCUAUAUGCUCAGUUAAUUACAAUGCAAGUGCUAACAUGUACGUGACGGGCAGCAAAGAUGGAUGCAUCAAACUAUGGGAUGGUGUUUCAAAUCGCUGUAUCACCACUUUUGAGAAAGCUCACGAUGGAGCUGAAGUUUGUUCUGCCAUCUUCUCCAAGAAUUCCAAGUAUAUUCUGUCGAGUGGAAAAGACUCUGUAGCUAAACUAUGGGAGAUAUCUACAGGGAGAACCCUGGUCAAAUAUACAGGAGCUGGCUUAAGUGGACGUCAAGUUCAUAGGACCCAGGCAGUCUUCAACCACACAGAAGACUACGUGCUUCUUCCCGACGAAAGGACCAUCAGCCUGUGUUGCUGGGACUCAAGAACAGCUGAACGGAGGAAUCUCCUUUCCUUGGGACAUAACAGUAUAGUUCGCUGCAUCGUCCACUCUCCCACCAAUCCUGGUUUCAUGACAUGCAGUGAUGACUACAGAGCUCGGUUUUGGUACCGAAGGUCAACCACAGACUAAAGCUGGAUUUAUGAAAUAGCCAUCUGGAUUUUAUAUUAUCCCCACCACCACCACCACUUUUUUAAAACUUUGAAUUUAAACAGUUUGGACUAAAUUUUCUCGACAAACAAGAAAAAACAACAAAAAAAUCCUUACUAGAAGGAUAGCUUUAAAGUUGUGUCCAUAUAUUCAAAACAGCAGCUUAAAAUAGGCAGGUUUUUGUUGUCUACCUGUGCACGCUUUAUAGCCAGGUUGCACUCAGCAUUCCCUAGCCGGGAUUGGUCUUCUGUUUUUAAGAAGCCUUGGCCUCCAUUGUUUUGAUUAAGUGUGCCCUUAACUGCUGUUUUGUAUAUUUUUAUUCCUUUUUCCUUUCUGGUCAUCUAGCUGUAAAAUGGAUUUUUGUGCCGUUCUUUUGGGCUUUUAAAAAAACGUUGUUCUUUAGAUGAUGUAGAUCAAUUAAACUAAAA